Molecule: messenger RNA, 1378 nt
Organism: Sycon ciliatum
Lineage: Eukaryota; Metazoa; Porifera; Calcarea; Leucosolenida; Sycettidae
Product: aldose reductase A-like
Exons: 10
Coding region: 164-1147 (327 amino acids)
Cellular component (GO): cytosol
Molecular function (GO): aldose reductase (NADPH) activity
Source: RefSeq, a predicted model, not a curated record
CAGCAGGAGUCGUGGAGACUAAAUCCGAGGUGUCAGCGAACUGGCCUUGUAUUGGUGCGAUAUCAACAACUGACGCACUGACGGAGUAGAAGUGUUUUGUUGCCGCUCUCCGUUGCACGUUUGCCUGUAGAAAAAGGAAUAUCGUUUCCUAACGUUGUGAGAAAUGGCCGCUGGAGCAGUUGGAACCACUCUGACACUGGCAAAUAGCCACAAAGUUCCUGCACUGGGAUUUGGCACAUGGCUGGUGGACGCUGAUGUUGUAGGCAAAGCGCUGUUGGAGGCCGCAGAAGUUGGAUACAGGCAUUUCGACUGUGCGGAGCGCUACCAAAACCAGAGGGCGAUUGGAAAAGCAUUCCAGCAGCUCUGGGAAAAGGGCUACAAGCGUGAGGACUUCUUCAUUACCAGCAAGCUCUGGUGCACGCGCCAUGACAAGGCAGAGGAGUCCUGUUGCCGCACACUGGCCGAUCUUCAACUCGAGUACCUGGAUCUCUACCUUGUACACUUUCCUGAAGCUUUCCCAGCGGAAACCAGCGAAGAGGUGAUGGCGGUUAACUGUAUGAUUUUUGAUGAGACAGGUGGCGACUCGCCGUACGCCCAAGUCACCGUAAAGGAAACCUGGGCCGGUAUGGAGACGGUGGUCGACAAAGGUCUUGCCCGCUCCAUUGGCAUCAGCAACUUUGCUGUGUCCGAGAUCCAGGACCUGCUCACGUAUGCACGGAUUCGACCCGCUGUCAACCAGGUUGAACUACAUCCGUACAAUUCCAGCCCUGCUCUGGUCGAGUACUGUGCUAAGGAGAGCAUUGUGGUUACCGGGUACACAUCACUCGCUAACCCAUACUUCCUCAAUGAAGUUGACCCCGACAAUCCUCGCCGAGCCGGAGUCAAACUGGAACCAUUGAUGCAAAAUGAGAAGGUCCUAUCCAUUGGCAAGAGCCACGGCAAGACUGCUGCACAGGUUCUGCUGCGCUGGGGUGUGCAGCGUGGCUGUUCAGUGCUGAUCCGCUCGCUGCGACGUGAGAGACUUCAAGAGAACGCUGGCAUCUUCGAUUUCGAACUGACCUCAUCUGAAAUGGAGACCCUGUCUUCUCUAAACCGGGACUUCAAGCUCGUCAAUCCACCGUGGAGGAGGUGGCCAAAAGAAGCAUAGACAGUCAACAGUUGGAGCAGGAGGCGUUUUUUUCAAUUUCAAAGUCUAUUCAGAGUAGUGUAUUCUUAAAUAUUAUCAUUGCAAACCUUUCGUAUCGGUUUCUCCUCUCCUCUAACGCCCACCAGGUAUAAACCUUCCACUGAUGCUGCUGUUGAUGCCCUGGUGGCGGUAGUAGGCCAUAGUGAUCCGUGUUUUCAAAGUAAUUUUUCAAGUCAAAAGUAUGCUAUCGCA